Molecule: messenger RNA, 1845 nt
Organism: Diaporthe amygdali
Lineage: Eukaryota; Fungi; Ascomycota; Sordariomycetes; Diaporthales; Diaporthaceae
Product: lysyl-trna synthetase
Exons: 4
Coding region: 1-1845 (614 amino acids)
Biological process (GO): lysyl-tRNA aminoacylation
Cellular component (GO): cytoplasm; cytosol
Molecular function (GO): ATP binding; lysine-tRNA ligase activity; tRNA binding
Source: RefSeq, a predicted model, not a curated record
AUGGCCGGAGAAGCAAGCGACAAGGCUCCCGCAGCUCCUGCUGAGCAGCUGGAGAACCUCCAGCUCGACGAGGUCACUGGGGAGAAGGUCUCCAAGUCCGAACUCAAGAGGCGACAGAAGCAGCGUCAAAGAGAAGAGGAGAAGGCCAAGAAGGCGGCUGCUGCCCCUCCCAAGGUUGCUUCCAAGAAGAAGGAGGAUGAAGAGGAAUUGGACCCUCGAAUGUACUACGAAAACCGAAGCAAGGCCAUCAAGACGCUUCUCGAGACCAACAGCCCCAAUCCUUACCCUCACAAGUUUCAUGUCACCUAUGAUGACAAGCAGUUUGUCGCCGACUAUGAGCAUCUCAAGUCCGGAGACGUCGACCGUACCAAGGUGCUCCAAAUCGCUGGCAGGAUCUACAACCGAAGGUCUCUUGGCAAGCUCAUUUUCUAUGACCUCAAGACCGCCGCCGACACCGUCUCCAUCGGCACGAGCAUCCAGAUCAUGUGCCAAGCCGAGAACGUCCCCGAGGGCACCACCCCAUUCGAGAAGCAACACGAGAACCUGCAAAGAGGUGAUGUGAUUGGAGUCAUCGGAUACCCAGGCCGUACUGCGCCCAAGAAGCUCAUCGAGCAGGGCAAGCAAGGCGAGCUUUCCAUCUUUGCGUCAGAGGUCAUCCUGCUCGCACCUUCUCUGCACAUGCUGCCCACACAACACUAUGGUUUCAAGGACCACGAACAACGUUUCCGUCAGCGAUACCUGGACCUCCUGUUCAACGACGCUUCGCGUCAGACCAUGUGGACCCGGUCCAAGAUCGUUCGGUAUAUUCGAGACUUCUUCAACGACCGCCGCUUCCUGGAGGUCGAGACCCCCAUGAUGACGGCCAUCCCAGGUGGAGCCACUGCCCUGCCCUUCAUCACGCACCACAACGAUCUUGAUUUGGACAUGUACAUGCGAAUUGCACCUGAGCUGUUCCUCAAGAUGUUGAUUGUCGGACAAUUUGGUAAGGUGUUUGAGCUGGGAAAGAACUUCCGAAACGAAGGAAUCGACCUGACCCACAACCCUGAAUUCACAUCUGUCGAGUUCUACUGGGCAUACGCCGACGUCUAUGACGUCUUGAAGAUCACGGAAGAGCUCGUGUCUGGCCUCGUCAAGCAUCUGACUGGCGGCUACAAGACCAAGUUCACCAACCAGCACGGCGAGACCUACGAUGUGAACUGGGAGGCCCCAUGGCGACGUGUGGAGAUGCUUCCAGAGCUGGAGCGUGUCAGUGGCGAGAAGUUCCCGCCCUACGAGGAGAUGCACACAGCUGAGAGUGGAGAGUUCCUGAAGAAGGUUCUCAAGAAGAUGAAUGUUGAUUGCCCGCCACCACUGACCAACGCUCGCAUGCUCGACAAGCUGGUUGGAGAGUUUAUCGAGGAGACAUGUAUCAACCCAACGUUCAUCCUGGAACACCCCGAGCUGAUGUCUCCACUCGCCAAGUACCACCGAGAGAAGAAGGGUCUGUGUGAGCGAUUCGAGGCGUUCGUGUGCAAGAAGGAGAUUGCCAAUGCCUACACGGAGUUGAACAACCCCUUCGACCAAAGGGCGCGGUUUGCAGAGCAGGCGAACCAGAAGGCCCAAGGUGACGAUGAGGCACAGCCAAUCGACGAGAACUUCUUGACAGCACUGGAGUACGGUCUGCCACCCACGGGUGGUUGGGGCCUGGGUAUCGAUCGGCUGGUCAUGUUCUUGACGGACAACUACGCCAUCAGGGAGGUGCAGGCAUUCCCUUUCAUGAAGGACGAGCAAGGAGGCAAGAAGGAGAAGCUGUCAGAUGUGGUUGAUAUCGAACCGAAGCCGGCCGAGGGAAUUGCACACAAGUAG